CAGCAAUCUGUUGAAGUGUCAUUUACCUGGGCUCUCUGGCAUCUAGCCCAGAAUGUUUCAUAUAAGUGAAAUGUGGUGCUAUCACUGGAAAUGGAAGCUGCGGCACUGUCUCUGCUUGUUUACCACGUGUAUUAUAUGUGUGCAGCAAGCAGCUCACGGAUGCUCUGAUUGUAGGAUUGUGCUAACUGACCCAUCUGGAGUUUUCACUUCUCCAUGCUUUCCCAGUGAUUAUCCCAACAGCCAAGCAUGCAAAUGGAUCAUCCGAGCACCUCAUGGAUUCAUCAUACAGCUAACAUUCAUCGAUUUUGACAUUGAAGAAGCUCCAGGCUGUAUUUAUGAUUCACUAACGUUAGACAAUGGAGAGAGCCCAAUGAACCUUUGUGGCAUCACUGCCAAAGGAUUAUCCUAUAAUUCUACUGGAAAUGAAAUGAUUGUGUCUUUUAAAAGUGACUUCAGUAUCCAAAAGAAAGGUUUUAAUGCCAGCUAUAUACGAAUUGCUGUGUCUCUGAGGAAUCAGAAAGUCAUCAUUCCCCAGGUUCCCAACGUUGACACCGUGUCUGUGGCAGACAGUGUCUCAAUCCCAGAGCUUAGCCAGUUUACGCUGUGCUUUGAAGCAACCAAGGGCAGCAGCGAUGACAAUGAUGACUGGAAGGUUUUCUCCUACAGUAACGCCCUGGCAACAGAAUUCUUCAGCUUCGGGAAGACCACAAAAGGCCAUUUUCUGUCUGUCUCAGGCAUUGAGUGCAUACUUGAGAAUGCGCUGCCCCGAAAUGCAGAGUUUUUCACAGGAACGUUUGAACAGCUCUGCAUUGUAGGGGAUAGCUUCUCUGGCAGUAUAGGUGUGUAUGCCAAAAGAAUCUAUCAUACAAUAUACUGUCCAAGUAUCUUUGGCAAAGUUAUCCCUGGAAAUGGGAGACUGGUGCUGGGUUCUAACAGCAGUGAAAUAAGCUCUCUAAAUGGGGACAUUUACAACUUCCGCCUUUGGAAUUUCACCAUGAAUGCGCAAGCACUGGCCAACCUCAGCUGUGAUGUGAAAGGAAACAUUGUCGACUGGGAAAAUGAAUUCUGGAGUAUUCCAACUUCAGCACUGAAAGCUGAAAACAAUUUGAGUUGUGGGUCAUACUUAAUUCCCUCUUCUACAAUUGAACCAACAAGUUGUGCCAACCUCGGAAGCCUUUGCCAAGCUACUGUAAAUGCUACUACUCCUACACCACCCAUUGUCACCACUAACAUGCCCGAUACUAAUAGAACCGAUAAGCCAAACAAUGACCUGCAGGAAUUCAGACUUCCUGCUACAGUUGUCUUCAGAAAGAAGAGAAUUUCACCCGAAUCUUCCCAUUCUCGAUCACAAGGGCAGCAAGAGUCUAGGAUAGAAGGGGUCAAAACCAUAGGAAUUAUCUCAACACCAAUUAUUUGGCCAGUAAAACAAAGGCCUCUCCAUUUCAGUAAAAGCUCAGCAAAUGAGAACCAAAACCCAGAGAGAAAAAACCUAUACAAUGUGUUUCUUCUAUCUGAGUCCACAUUAGCAGCUUCUGAGGAGACUGGUGAGGGUACCUUGGAGGAUUUUACAGAAAAAAUGGAACUAGAUAAUGCUAUGAUGAAUCAGUCACCAAGUACAACUACUGUGAAUGAUUCUAGAAGUUCAUUUCGUGACAUUUAUGAUGUGGCAGAAGUUUUUACAGAUCAUUCUGAGAAUGCAGCAGUUCCUCUUCUUCAAAACAGAAGUGUUACUGCAGAGCUAGCAUGGACUUCACUUGAUGGAUUAGAUUAUUCUGAGUCAGCAUUCCAUUCUUCCAUUAGCAGAAGCUCCACUGAUGAACACAGAAAAAAAACCCUGGGGACUUUGUCCUCCAAUAGUGGCACAUCCAAUUUCAUGCAUAUAAACGAUAUGUUUGAACCUGGUCAUUGGUGGAGUGAAAGUGUAUUUCACCAUCAUAUCACCUCUGAUGUUCAAGAAGAAAGCCACCAUUCUCCUCCUGGCUUAUCUACGUCACCUACAGAGGAUGAAUCAUCAUUUCAAAAAAGUGGGAUAUUCUACAGGAUAUCUAUAACUGUCUUUAGUUUAAAUCCCAACUCGGCAUCAAAAGUACAUGAUACAGUUGCAAGAUGGCUAAACCAUACUUUCCAGGACUGGAAUUACACUGUGUAUGUGGUUAAUAUCAGCAUCCAACCUGGCCCCAUAAAAGAGGGAGUAAGAGAUAAACGAAGCAUUGAUAGUCAAAGUUUUGGGGUUUUGGCUCUUCUGGUUUAUAACUCUACUAACAACAUCAAUUUAGAAGAGGAAGACAUCCGCCAGAAGCUCGUAAGUAAUAAUGGAACCAUGGCAGAUGGAUUUAGGCUUCAUACUGUGGAUGUUGAUCCAGUGGAAAAAUGUUUAGCUGAAGAAAACCCUCCAAACUAUUUUUGGCCAGAUACAAGACCCACUGUAACCAACUUUACAUUUUGCCAUGGGAGCUCAGUUCAGAUUGCAUCAAGAACUUGCUAUUUGGGUCUGCAGAAUUAUACCUCAUACUGGGGCCAACCUGACCUGAGAAAUUGCACAGAAAAUGCAGCUGAUAUUGCCAAUCAGCUUUUGAAUCUCACUGGUGAAGGACAGCAGCUAACUUCAGACAAAGUAAAUGAUGUUGUCCAGAAGCUCAAAAAAAUUGUGAAUGAUGAGAAAAUUGAUGAAUCUCUGGGUUCUACCGUGGUGACAAUUUUUUCCAAUAUUCUAACAAGUUCAGACAGUGUAUUGGCUGCAUCAUCUUCAGAAGCUCUAAAAACUAUUGAUGCCUUGGCUCUAAAGAUCCAAUUCACUGGACCAUCCAUGAGCAUUUCAACACGAAACCUGGCACUUGGAGUAUCUUCUAUAAAUUCAACUUCAUUCAAAGGUUCUUCUUUUAGUGUCAGUCCACAGAAUAAUGCAUCUGAUUUUCAGAUAGAUUUUGACAAGGAUCAGACAAAUGCCUUGGCUUCUGUUGUUCUGCCAUCAAAUUUACUGAAGAAUUUAAGUCAAGAUGAGUUUGAAGUUAUAUCCAGGGCUCAGUUUACUUUCUUCAAUAAAAAUGGUCUUUUCCAGGAUCCAGAAACUCCUGCCAACUUGACCAGUUUUGUGGUGGCCUGCAGUAUUGGAAACAUAACAAUUCAGGACCUUCAGGAUUAUGUGAAGAUUACAAUUAAGCAUACCAAAGUUCAGGAAGAUCCUAAGCCAACCUGUGUCUUCUGGGAUAUGAACAAAAAUGGUGGUAAUGGUGGUUGGAACCCUACGGGCUGCAAGGUGCAAGCAGACUCCAAUGAGAAUGAGACAAUUUGCUUGUGCAACCAUCUCACACACUUUGGGGUCCUAAUGGAUCUUCAGGGAACGGCUACACAAAUAGAUUCCCAGAAUACCAAGGUCCUCACCUUUAUCUCUUACAUAGGCUGUGGGAUAUCUGCCAUAUUUUCGGCUGCAACUCUUCUGACAUACGUUGCAUUCGAGAAGCUGCGAAGAGAUUAUCCAUCAAAAAUCCUGAUGAACUUGAGCACAGCCCUGCUCUGUCUUAACCUGAUCUUCUUGCUUGAUGGCUGGAUUGCAUCAUUUGACAUAGAUGGCCUCUGCAUAGCUGUUGCCUCCCUUUUGCACUUUUUUCUUCUGGCCACCUUUACAUGGAUGGGACUAGAAGCCGUUCACAUGUACAUUGCUCUAGUAAAAGUAUUCAACACCUAUAUACGGCGAUAUAUACUGAAGUUUUGCAUCAUUGGUUGGGGUUUGCCUGCUCUAGUGAUAACGAUUGUUUUAGCAAGUGCAAAUACAAACGCAGGUCAUGUAUAUGGCAAAGAAUUAUAUGGCAAAGAUGCUAACGGACAAGGAGGAGACGAUUUCUGCUGGAUCAAGAAUAAAGUUGUCUUUUAUGUGACUUGUGCUGGUUACUUUGGCAUCGUGUUUCUGAUGAACAUUGCCAUGUUUGUUGUGGUGAUGGUGCAGAUCUGUGGGAGGAAUGGGAAAAGAACUAAUCGGACCCUAAAGGAAGAGAUCCUGAGGAAUCUCCGUAGCGUUGUCAGCCUUACCUUCCUCUUGGGCAUGACAUGGGGCUUUGCCUUUUUUGCCUGGGGUCCGUUAACUCUCCCUUUCCUGUACCUCUUCUCAAUUUUCAAUUCAUUGCAAGGUUUGUUUAUAUUUGUUUUCCAUUGUGCUAUGAAAGAAAACGUGCAGAAACAGUGGAGGAGACACCUCUGCUGUGGCAGAUUCCGACUGGCAGAUAAUUCAGAUUGGAGCAAGACAGCAACCAACAUUAUAAAGAAGAGUUCUGAUAAUCUUGGGAAAUCCUUAUCCUCUAGUUCCAUUGGCUCCAAUUCAACCUACUUAACGUCCAAAUCAAAAUCUACCACAAAUACAUAUUUGAAACGAAACAGCCAUACAGAAAAUAUAUUUGUUGACAAACCAUCUUCAAAAUUUACCCAAGAGGAUGGAGAACAAACAUCAAUCAUCCCUGUCCAUCAGGUUAUUGACAAGGUCAAGGGGUACUGCAAUGCUCACUCUGACAACUUCUAUAAAAGUAUCAUCACGUCCGACACAUUUAGUCACAGCACAAAGUUCUAACUGGACUUCUGAUUUUUUGAACCAAAGCAAGACAACAAAUCCUCAUGGAAUUGAGAAUAAUGAAGGAGAGAUUCAUCUGUCAUAUAAUGUGACCUGUUUAGUUAUUUUUCCCAGUUUAUAAUGUUAUUCUAUUAACAGCUUCCAUCUGAGGACCAAUUUCUCUACCCUUUUACUGUUUGGAAAAUGACAAUUUUCCACCAUGAUAUUGAGCUGUUUUGAAAUGAGUGCCAGCCAACAUGAUACCUGGACAGCUAAUUGCGAUCCUAUGUAAAUAUUUUUAAGACUGAAAAAGAGCCACAGGCCUAACUCUGAAUUAUGUAAUCCAAACAGAAGCAAGUCUUGGCUUUUGGAGAAAAUAGCAGACAUCCUGCAGUACAAGCAAGCUCUUUCUGAACAGUUUACUGAUGAUCUUUUUCUUUUGAAGAAAAUGGAUUUGCCAUACUACACUUAUUAAAGUUCUUGCUUCUUGACUAUUCUUUUUUGUAAGGACUAUUUUAAACAAAUUCUGACUAAGAAGACCUAAUCAUGCAAAUCUUGCUUACCAAAACUGUAUGUGCUGUAAAUUCAGGCUAUUUUGUAUUCAUGUGCAUGGCUAGCUAAGAUGUGCUGGGUAAGAAAGAUGUGCAGGUUGCUAAUAACUCUUUUGAAAAUUUUAAGCCCAUUUAUAUGUAUGGAAACAGUGGAUUGAUGCAGAACAAGCAAACAGGUAAGUCCAAAGUUUACAAAAAGUCGUGCUUCAACAUUCAUUGAUCGGUGUGUAUGAAAGAUGGCAUCUCCCAUUGCAAUAUACAGUGUCUGUGCCAAUGUGCACAGUCCUGUGCUUAAUGCUUCUUUUCACUAAACAAAAUAGAAAACAUUUCCCUAUAUGUAGACAUAAAUAUACACCUAAAUCUCUCUCCACACAUGUUUUUGUAAUGAUGCACAUGUUAAAUAUUUCAGAGGAGACCACAAUGUGGAACACUGACAAUCUAAAAACCAUGAAUGGUGCUAAAAAUGAAAAUGUUGGAUACCAGAUGGACGCUCUGUAAGCCCAUGGGUCCAUUUGUCACUUUCUGUACAUCCAGUAUGUUGUAUGCAUAGCCACUGCCCUCGAAUGGCCUUGCAACAUGAGAAGAAUGUGGGGAUUGCAGUACAUUUCCUGAUGAUGAAUAAAUGACGUCUUUCUUGGCACUUCAUGUAUCGAUAUUAUCACCUCUCCUGCCCCCCACUGACUGACUGGAUCAAGACUGCUGAAGGCACAGUGUCAAACAGUGAUCAGGCAACAUUAAUGAAUUUUGUUUUACUAUUCUGUAUGCAUAACUACAUGGAGUUUUGUGUGUGUGCUGAGGGUAGACAAGAAUAUGAAGUUCUUGCUUGUUUUGGUAUCUAUAAGUUUAUGACAUGUUAGCACACAACGAUGUCUGCCAAAAGUGCAUGUCUCAAGUAGUGUGUCUCCUCACAUGCCAGGCUUUAUAAAAAUUUUAACUGUACAUGUCAAUGAAAGCAUGAGCCAAAAAAUCAAAGGUAUUUUCAAAUAUGUUAGCAAAUAAUGUCUGUAAUGGAAAUGUUCAUCUUUCAAAAAGGCCAUUUUUCACCAAAGCAUUUUUAGCCAAAUAUUUGAUUAGUUGUGUUCAGAAGGUGGCCAGAAAGUUAUGCUGUGAGAUUUUCAGUUUCCAAGCAGGUGGAUGUUCAGUGAUUUGGGAUAUGGAUUUGUGCCUUUCUCUGCUCUUUGCAUGCGCUCUUGUGUGCAGAGAUCAUUUAAUGCUGUGACCGCACAAAUGGAGUAUUUUCCCUGGCUACAAACACUUUGUUUGCUGAAAGAGAAGUAUGUUCUAAUUGUAGUCCGUCCAAGAAUACUGCUGUUGCUACAAAUGCCUUUAAUGAAACCUCAGUCUUUAUAACUGCAAAUACUUACAUGAUGGUGUGAGUGAGAGUUAGCCCUAUCUACUUCAAAUACAAUUAUUAAUGGGAAUUAAUGUUUUCUGAUAUUUUUAAUAAGGGGGGAAAAAUAUGGAAAGAUUAUGUACCAGCAUUUACUGAAUUUUAUAUUUUAUCAUCCCACUUGCUUAACUACUGUAGAUAAUAGUGUUCACAUAGCAGCUUACUGUGAGAUUUCUACCUGAUUAAGGUGUUCAGAAGUGAAGACAAAUAAAAACCAAACAUUCCUGGAAAAUGAGGAAUUAAUAAAGCAUAAUAAAUCAAUAAAUAUAAAUAAAAAACAAACACAGUAUCUUGACUGAAGCAAGGCUGUUAGCUAACUAUCAGUUUAAUGUACAGCUACCUAUAUUUUUGCUGAAUUAAGAUUUUUUUUUACUACCAUGUAGUAAUCUUAAACUGUCUGUGUCAGUUAGAUGCUCUUGAGUGCUCUCAGUUCUCCAGUGUAAAGCUUUGACUUUGUAGUUGACGUGCUGUAACCUCCCUUGUAUAUAUUUAUUUAUUUGUGAGGUUAAAUAUGUCAAAAUAUAUUUAGCUCUAUAAUGUCUGUUCUUGUUACUUUAAAAGUAAGCUUCUCCUUUAUCAUAGAAGAAGAGGGAAAGAAUAAUUUCAUAUAUAUGCUUUUUCCAAACACCUUGUGAAACAAUUUACUGUAGUUCUUUUACAAGUAUGAGGAAACAUGUCAGUGUAAUUUGUAAUACUAGUCAGUGGAAUAUAGUGUAACAGAUUUAAAGGUGGACUAAAGUGGAAAGAACCAUUUUCAAAUAAACAUUCUGGAUAUUAGUGUUCCAAAUAAUUAAAGUCUUUUAAUAGUGAAUGGUUGAUUUUUUUUUUUCCUUUUUAGUGUUGUGUGGCAAAAAUUACUUAGUGGAACUCUGGAAAAUAGUCUUGUGUUUAUUAAGUAUGUGAGGCGGGUACGUGUGUAGCCAAAAUGUUGGAAAUAA
Messenger RNA from Rhea pennata, 7416 nucleotides. RefSeq names its product adhesion G protein-coupled receptor G6 (gene ADGRG6). The transcript has 26 exons. Bases 53 to 4558 code for a protein of 1501 amino acids. Gene Ontology annotation, molecular function: laminin binding; G protein-coupled receptor activity. Gene Ontology annotation, biological process: myelination in peripheral nervous system; heart trabecula formation; cell surface receptor signaling pathway. The record is from RefSeq and is a predicted model, not a curated record. Lineage: Eukaryota; Metazoa; Chordata; Aves; Rheiformes; Rheidae. Gene Ontology annotation, cellular component: plasma membrane.